CCGGAGCUCCGACAGGCCAAUCGGCAAGCCAUGGAAAGCCCCUCUAGACUCUACUGAACACGCUUCACUAUCUUCCAUUUGCAAUCGUGUAGACUUGGCUGCGUUACGACAAGACUGUCUUAUCGAAUUCGGCGUUGGACAUGCAUAUAUGUCUGCCUUCGUCUUCGUUACUGAAUGCACUCCACACUCGCAUUGACCGUAAGCGAGGAUCAGCACGUUGAUCAAGAUGUCGCGUUACUUGAAGCAGGCUGGGAAGGUAUUCGGUUCUCCUAGCGCACCCAAGCAGUCUAUGCAGAGAUCCAAAGAUGAUGGUUCGAAAGUGCGACACAAUGCGGAUUUACUCCCAAGUCCGCCAGCGGAUCGAAAAUGGGGAUGGGAGCACUACUUCGCUUACUACUUGACUGUAACGUUCAGUCCAAGUAGCUAUAACCUUGGUGCCUCUCUUAUCUCCAUUGGGCUUCUGUGGUGGCAUGGCAUGAUUGCCGCGGUCAUCGGAUCUGCUAUCUGCACUGCGAUGGUCCUGCUCAACAGUAGAGGCGCAGUCAAAUACUUCGUCGGCUUUCCAGUCUACGUUCGUGCUGCAGCAGGUGUAAGAGGAGCCAGUUUGUACAUCCUGGUCCGUGCCGUGGUUGCUAUCAUAUAUUUUGCGGUCCAGACAUACUAUGGAGGCCGCAUCACAUCAGUGUUCAUGCGAGGUAUCUUCGGCAAUGGUUACAAGAACAUACCAAACCAUCUUCCAGCAAGCGCCGGUAUCACUUCAAGGGACUUGCUCAGCUUCUUCCUCUUCUGGAUUGUACAAAUGCCCGUAAUGUUCAUCCAUCCAAGGGUUCUGCGCCACCUGCUCGUAGUCAAAGCAGUGUAUACUACAACUGCUUUGUUCGGCGUCCUUGGAUGGGCAAUCAGUGCUAAUGGUGGAAAGAUUGGCAGUUUUAGCUACACCACGAAGCAAGCUCAGCUGUCAGGAUCAGACCUGGUUUGGCCUAUGAUUCAAGCGAUUAACUCUGUCAUGGGUGCACUUGCCCCAGUACUCAUCAAUCAGCCUGACAUCGCGCGAUACGGCAAGUCUUAUAACGAUGUUACAUGGAGCCAGGGGACCGGCAUCUUAGUAGGCAAGGUCGUGGUCAUGUUCUUAGGCACUGCCACAACUGCCGCAGCCACCAACGUACUAGGAAAGAGUUACUGGAACGUGUGGGACCUAUAUGACGCCAUCCUUGACCAUUACUGGUCACCAGGAGCACGCGCUGGCAUGGUCUUUGCGUCUUUCGGCAUGAUGCUGGCCGUUCUCAUCACAAACGCUGGCAGCAACUCCCUGCCCGUGGGUGCCGAUCUCACUGGCAUUUUCCCACGUUGGCUCACGAUUGUUCGAGGACAAGUCAUCUGCGCCGUGCUAGCGCCUCUGCUUGUUCCAUGGAAGAUCAUCGCAUCCGCAAGCUCCUUCCUCACCUUCCUCGGAUCCUACACCGUUUUCCUGAUGCCAAUCUGCGCAUGCAUGGUUGUAGACUACUGGCUCGUUCGCAAGGGCAACUUCCACGUCCCGUCUCUGUACGUACUCACACCUGAGAGCCCUUACACAUACUACAAAGGCUGGAACUUGAGGAUGCUCGCCGCAUGGCUGGCUGGUGUUGCUUUCACUGUCCACGGUGUGGCUGGCUCGCUGGACCCGGAUGCAGUUGCUGUCGCCAGCAAGAACAUGUACAAGCUUGGGUUCUUGCUGUCAUUCUUCAUGGGCGGAGUAGUAUACUAUGUUUUGUGUUUGAUCUGGCCUGUGCCAAUUUUGCCUACAGGUGCGGAGCAGUCAUUGGCUUUCGAGCAAAUGGCGGCGAACGAAGGUUUCUUCGAACACGAAGACCUCAGCGCCAUUACCGGGGUUCUGGAUGGAGAAGAGAUCGGCACUGAACAUUAUGUAGCGGAGGGCAAGGAAAAUAAGGUCUAGGCCAAGUGGCACGUCUAGGCACAUGCUUGAGAUCCAACUCAUUCCCUUCGUAGCCAAUAAACUACAUGAAUUUAAC
This is a messenger RNA of Boeremia exigua, 2009 nucleotides long. RefSeq names its product permease for cytosine/purines, uracil, thiamine, allantoin-domain-containing protein. Gene Ontology annotation, biological process: nucleobase transport; transmembrane transport. NCBI's taxonomy places the organism in Eukaryota, Fungi, Ascomycota, Dothideomycetes, Pleosporales, Didymellaceae. Gene Ontology annotation, cellular component: plasma membrane. The coding region runs from base 227 to 1933 and encodes 568 amino acids. Gene Ontology annotation, molecular function: nucleobase transmembrane transporter activity. The record is from RefSeq and is a predicted model, not a curated record. The transcript has 3 exons.